Messenger RNA from Rosa rugosa (rugosa rose), 8788 nucleotides. RefSeq lists its product as uncharacterized. NCBI's taxonomy places the organism in Eukaryota, Viridiplantae, Streptophyta, Magnoliopsida, Rosales, Rosaceae. The record is from RefSeq and is a predicted model, not a curated record. Bases 7193 to 8143 code for a protein of 316 amino acids. Gene Ontology annotation, molecular function: aspartic-type endopeptidase activity. Gene Ontology annotation, biological process: proteolysis. The transcript is spliced from 5 exons.
AGGUGGGCAGAAGCAUGUGGGUUGAAACUAGGGAAUUGGAGUGAAGUGCUACUGAUCGACAAGGAACAUAAUAGAGAGAGGGAAUAGAGAAAAAGUCAAAAAGAGAAUAGAGAAAGGGAGGUAGAGGGCCGACAGAGAGAAAGAGAAAUGGGAAUGGAGAAAAAGUAGAGAAAAGGGUGUGGGUUGAAACAAUAAGAAAAGAAAGACAGAGUGCUAAAAGGGGAGGCGAGUCGAGUGCUCGCGGCUCUGGGAGCACAAGCGGUGGACGCCGGCAGCUGUGGGCUGCGAACUUUGUUGGAUUGAGGCGGGUUGACUGGGAGUUCGUGACGCCGGACUGAGUCUAACUGGGAGAUCUGUGGGUUGCGAUGAAAUCCAAAAUCUGGUCGAUCUUUGGAGAGCGAUGAACUGAAGAUCUACGAAGAGCGACGUCUGGGCAGAGCAGGGAAGUCGGGUUGAGCAGCGAAGUCUGGGCUGCGAACUGAAGAAUCCGGUCGACGCACGGUCUGGCGUGAUCUGAACGGAAGAUCAAAUCGGGGCACGGUCGGGAACUGCAGAUGGAUUAUGUUUGAAACUGAGAUGGAACUGCAGUUAGCUCAGUUGGCUGGACGGCGCCGAAAAAGACGAACUGGACAAGCUGAUCUUUGGCGCCGGAGGAAGACGAAGGCGGUCUGGAGAGACGAGGCCGGUCUUGAAAGUGAAGCUGAUGUAGAAAGGUGAAGUCAACCUUGAAAGGAACAGACGACCUGAUCUGGGCAGGGUGGAAUCGUUUUCUAAUAUCUUUAUUCUUUUCUUUUUCUUCCUGAGGUAGAGCAUGGCCCGUGAGGUGAAGCGAUUGGAUUCUAUCAGCAGAUCCCCUGUAUAUGCACAAUUUAGUGAAGCAUUGAAUGGUUUAUCAACUAUUCGUGCAUACAAGGCAUAUGAUUGGAUGGCGGACAUUAAUGGAAAAUCUGUAGACAAUAAUAUCAGAUUCACACUGGUGAACAUGAGUGGCAACCGUUGGCUUGGAAUUCGUUUGGAAACAUUAGGAGGCUUCAUGAUAUGGUUAACAGCUACCUUUGCUGUUAUGCAGAAUGGAAGAGCAGAGAAUCAGCAGGAGUUUGCAUCCACUAUGGGUCUCCUCCUUAGUUAUGCGCUUAAUAUUACAACUUUAAUGACCGCUGUACUGAGACUUGCAAGUCUUGCUGAAAAUAGCUUAAAUGCUGUUGAGCGGGUUGGUACAUACGUAGAUGGUAGAUUUGCGUUCAGAGGCUCCUGCUGUCAUUGAGAGCAACCAACCCCCUCCUGCAUGGCCUUCAUCUGGAUCAAUAAAAUUUGAGGAUGCUUUGUUACGUUAUAGGCCUGAGCUUCCUCCAGUUUUGCAUGAGUUGUCUUUCACAGUUUCUCCAGGUGAGAAGGUUGGAAUUGUUGGAAGGAUUGGGGCAGGGAAAUCCAGCAUGCUGAAUGCUUUGUUUCGAAUUGUUGAAUUAGAAAGAGGAAGAAUCUUGAUUGACAAUUGUGAUAUUGCUAAGUUUGGACUGACAGAUCUAAGGAAAGUUCUUGGUAUUAUACCUCAGCCACCGGUUCUGUUUUCAGGAACUGUGAGAUUUAAUCUCGAUCCUUUUCAUGAGCAUAAUGAUGCUGACAUCUGGGAAGCUUUAGAGAGAGCACAUUUAAAGGAUACCAUCAGGAGGAAUUCUUUGGGGUUAGAUGCUGAGGUCUCGGAGGCAGGAGAGAAUUUUAGUGUUGGACAGAGGCAAUUAGUAAGUCUUGCUCGAGCGCUGUUGCGGAGAACAAAAGUUAUUGUUGUGGAUGAAGCAACUGCAGCUGUUGAUGUCAGAACUGAUGCUCUUAUUCAAAAGGCUAUUGGUGAAGAGUUUAAGUCGUGUACAAUGCUGAUAAUUGCUCAUCGUCUAAAUACUAUUAUUAACUCUGACCGAAUCCUUCUGCUUGAUGCUGGUCGGGUAUGCUUUGUUCAACACUAAUAAGUACUUUAUUACAAUUCUUUUUUAGAAUAUGAUUCUCCAGAGCACCUGCUGUCAAAUGAAGGAAGCGCUUUCUUUAAAAUGGUCCAAAGUACAGGAUCUGCAAAUGCUCAAUAUUUACGAAGCUUGGUAGGGGAAGGUAAAAACAAGUUUGGGAGAGAAGAUCUGAACAAACAACUCUAUGGACAGAGGAGAUGGGCGACCUCUUCCUCUUCUCCCUGGGCUGCAGCUACCCAGCUUGCCUUAACUGUUAGCCUGACUUCUUCACAGAAGGAUCUUCAACUGCUGGAAAUUGAAGAUGAGAACAAUAUCCUCAGGAAGACCAAGGAUGCAGUGAUAACUCUCCAAGGAGUUCUGUAAGGGAAGCAUGAUAAAGUUAUUGAGGAAUCUCUUGAGCAAUACCAGAUCUCAAGAGAUGGGUGGUGGUCAGCUCUAUACAGAAUGGUUGAAGGUAUGAAGACUUGUGUGACAUAAAGCAUGUAGAGAGGCAACAAGCAUGGCAAAUAUCAUCAUUGACUCUAGGAUUCGAAUUACAAAUUGACAAGAGAAGAGGAAGUUCAUCAUUCAAAGUGGAGCUGUUCAACACGCUCGUUCCUGUGCAGAUCAGCCUGCUUGCACGCUGAGAAACGUCUUUUUCGGGACCUCUGAUCAAAAUCCUUCCUUCAUCAAAGUUGUUCAUCUCUGUCUCUUCUAUCUGACCUCCAAAUUUCAGCCUUGUUGGAGUCGUUUUGAGACAUGUACACCAUUCGAAGUGGGAGCUGUUCAUAAGCGAAUCUGCUCCGAAUUUCAACAAUUUCGGAGUUUAAACUUCCACGAAAGCUAAAAUAAUAAGAUUUCCGAGCUAUGCUACCAAGAAAUCAAUUUCCAAUAAUAUUUAGAUUAAACCAAAACAAUGAUGUUUAAUAUGGUCAUAAAUUGAUGCUUGCGGACACUCUUAGUCCGAAUAUUAUGAACACUCUUAGUUCAUUGAUUACGAACGCUCUUAGUUCGUUUAGUGUGAAUCCCUACAAUUCCGCUUUUUGGUCUCCCUUAUGAAGAAGAUAGGGGGGUAGAAGAAGGGAGGUUGCAAGUACCUGAAUAAAGAAAUUGAAAGAAACAAGAAAGUAGGUACUUUAAUCUUUAAAACUUGUUGAAAUUCGGAGCAGAUUCGCUUAUGAACAGCUCCCAUUUCGAAUGGUGUACAGGUCACAAAACGACUCCAACAGGGCUGAAAUUUGGAGGUCAGAUAGAAGAGACAGAGAUGAACAACUUUGAUGAAGGAAGGAUUUUGAUCAGAGGUCCCAAAAAAGACGUUUCUCAGCGUGCAAGUAGGCUGAUCUGCACAGGAACGAGCGUGCUGAACAGCUCCACUUUGAAUGAUGAACUUCCUCUUCUCUUGUCAAUUUGUAAUUCGAAUCCUAGAGCAAUAUCGUGCUGAUAACGUGUUUAAGGACAAUCAUAAAUUAACAGAGAGGGAGAGAGUUUAGAUGCAGAGAAUGAAGAGUAAUCUAUAUUUAUUCUUCUCUCAAUGGAGGGUUUAUAUAGGAAUACAAAGCUAGUGUGAAUGCUCUAAGAGAAGAUCAAUUUGGUAACUAAGAUCAUCAUCAAACAGCUCCACAUGGCUGCUUCAAUGAUGAUAUUUGCCAUGCUUGUUGCCUCUCUACAUGCUUUAUGUCACACAAGUCUUCAUACCUACAUUUAUACACUCAAGUACCUAUUACAUGAUAUAGACAUUUAUACUAUAAUACAUUUAUACUACAACAUUCCCCCUUGGAUAUUUCAUGUCAAUAGUAUUGUCUUGGUGGUGCGCUUCUAAGUUGCCUCGUUAAAAACCUUGCCAAGUAAUAAAACCAUGUGGGAAAAAACAACCUUGAUCGAAGGAGAAAAAGAGCACAACGCGUGUUGAGUGUGAAGUAUGUUUCUGGAUACUCCCCCUGAUUUAGACUCCCCCUGAAGAUCAUGAGAGUUCGGAUAACAUUCUCAAUCCGAUGCUCUUCACAUGUUUCUCGAAAGGGGAUUUUAGUAACGACUUAGUAAAUUAGUCCGCUACAUUAUCCUCUGAUCAGAUUUGAUUUACUUCAAUAUUCAAAAGUGUUUGUUGUUGCUGACUGUAGAAGAAUUUCGGCGAUAUAUGCUUGGUAUUGUCGCCCUUGAUGAAACCUAAUUUCAUUUGCCCAAUACAAGCUGCAUUAUCCUCGUAAAUGCAUGUAGGUUCAUUUGUGGUAGACUUCAAACCACAAGUUUCUCGAAUGUGUCUAUUUACAAACCUUAGCCAUAUGCACUCACGCACAGCUUCAUGUAGAGCAAUAAUCUAUGCAUGAUUUGAGGAAGUAGCAACAAGGGUCUGUUUUGUGGAUCUCCAAGAUAUCGCGGUGCUUCCCAUGGUAAAGACAUAACCUGUUUGGGAGCGACCUUUGUGAGGGUCAGAGAGAUACCAAGCAUCAGCAAAGCCCAUCAAAACAUCAUUAUCAUUUUGAUGGAGGGGAGGAGGAGAACGUCGGCCACCAUGGAUGGUGUUGCUGGCGUCUAUAUUACGGAAGGUGGCUUUUUACCUUGUGGGGUCCGAUCCUAUGUUUCCGUCUUUUCUUUUCUCUCUUUAGGGAUAAAACAAGCCCAUAUCAAUUGUACCUUUCAAGUAUCGAAAGAUUGUCUUUAUACCAAUCCAAUGGCGGCCUGUUGGCGCAGAACUAUGUCGAGCUAACAAGUUCACUGCGAAUGAGAUAUCUAGUCUUGUGCAUUGAGCUAAGUACAAUAAUGCACCUAUUGCACUUAGAUAGGGCACUUCAGCCUCUAAUAAGCGUUCGUCCUCAUCCUUUGGAUGAAGCGGAUCUUUUCUGGGCUCAAGACUACGGCCGAUCAUGAGAGUACUCACAGGCUUUGCUUUAUUUUCAUUAAAGUGUCUUAGUAAUUUUUGAGUAUAUGCUGACUGAUGGAUCAUAAUUCCAUCACUACGGUGCUCGAGUUCUAUUCCGAGACAAAACCGUGUUUUCCCAAGAUCUUUCAUCUCAAAUUCGGAUUUCAAGUAUUUAGCAGUUCCCUUUAACUCAUCUUGAGUUCCAAUUAGGUUCAUGUCAUCGACAUAAACUGCUACAAUUGCAAAUCCGGAACUUGUCAUUUUAAUGAACAUGCAUGGGCAUAUUUCAUUGUUAACAUAUCCCUUCCCAAUCAAGUAGUCACUUAGACGGUUAUACCACAUCCGUCCGGAUUGUUUCAAUCCAUAUAGUGAGCGUCUUAAUCUUUUUGAAAACGCGCUCCGUGGUUUACAGCAUAGAGAUAUGCUGUAACCACAUCCAUAAGCUGCAUGUCAAGUUUUUCGGAAACUACCAAACUGACAAGGUAGCGGAACGUUAUAACGUCCAUUACGGGAGAAUAUGUCUCCUCGUAGUCGAUUCCAGGGCGUUGUGAGAAACCUUGCGCCACAAGGCGGGCUUUGUAUCUAACAACCUCAUUUUUCUCAUUACGCUUUCUAACAAAAACCCAUUUAUGGCCAACAGGCUGUAUAUUUGGUGGUGUCAGCGUUAUAGACCCAAAUGCCUGUCUCUUUGUUAGUGAAUCCAAUUCAGUCUGGAUCGCAUCUUUCCAUUUAGGCAAAUCUGCUCUUCAUUGACAUUCUUCAACGGAGCGAGGUUCGAUAUCGUCGUAUUCUAUAAUUCCUUUUGCAAUAUGAUAUGCAAAUGCAACAUCAAUAGUCAUAGAAUUUCUAUCCAUCAUCACAUGUAUACUAGUGUAAUUCAUGGAGAUCUCUCUAUUCUCUGGAAUUGGUUCUGUCAUUGGAGCGUCCCCCUAUGAUGUCUCUUGGACAUAACCAUAAUCCAAAAUAUUCUCAUGAGAUGGAUUAUUUGUAUGGAUGAUUAAUGGAUUAUUUUGUGCCAAACUCGCUUUCUUUCUUGGGCGAGAAUCCAUCGAACCUAUGGGCCUCCCGCGCUUCCUGGCAGGAGCCGUGGGCCUAGCUACUGCGUCACCCAUAUAGGGGACGUUGGCGCCAUUCUCAUGUACUCUUGAGAUGGCAUCAUGUCCUCUAGAAAUGGCAUCAUGUCCUCUAGUUUUAGGGACAUCAAUCAUUGCAGGCACAUUUGCAGCAGGUAUGUGUGAUCUCGUCACUUUAGCGAUAUCAAAAACGCAUCAGGCAUCGAUUCUGCUACGUUCUGAAGAUCGAGAAUUCUCCGCACUUCUAUUUUAGACUGUGCGGUUCGGGGAUCAAGAUGAGACAAAGUGGGGACAGACCACGACAAUUCCUAAACUUCAAAUGGUUGCUAGAGCAUUGAUUAUGCGCACCAAUCUCCCUAUUUCUGCUUGGGGCUAUGCAAUAUUGCACGCAGCUGUGCUUAUUCGUCUGAGGCCCACUGCCAACCAACCCUUUUCUGCAUGCCAGAUGGUGACUGGGUAUGAGCCUGAUGUCUCACACUUACGCAUCUUUGGGUGUGCAGUCUAUGUGCCAAUUGCGCCGGCACAGCGUAUCGCAUUAUCAUUCAAUGUCAUGGACAUGUGUUAAUAUUCCAAACUUUAUUAUUUUUCAGUAUUUUUUCUGGAGAAUUGGAAUGCCUUCUUGAUAGUGGCACCACACAUACUAUAUUGCGACAUAAGCAAUUAUUUUUAUGGAUAACGCCUAGUAGAUCUUCAGUAACUACGAUGACAGGACCAUCAUAAUUGAUUCAUGGUCGAGGACCAGCUCAAUUUUUGUUGCCGAAUGGCACAAAUAUUAAUAUCGCCGAAGCUCUAUAUGCUCAUAGGGCUGGAAGUACCCUAUUAAGUUUUAAAGAUAUAAGAGCCAAUGAUUUUCAUGUGGAAACACAUUGUGAGAAUGGACAAGAGAAGAAACCAACCUUGCCGAAGAUGAAGAUGGUGAAGAUGUCAAUCUCACCAUAAAGGACUUCAAAGCUAAAAAUAAAGCGCACGAGGAAGCUGCAGACUUUGAUUAGACUAGUCCUUUUUCUAUUUUCCAAGAAUGGCAAAUGUGCCUUAGUCAAUAAAUAACAACUGUAUUAACUCUUUCUCAUGUCUAGGAAUCAAAUGAAGUAUGAUGUCUAGGAAAGUAAUCGAGAUAGCGGUACUUAAGCGAGCCUCGCUCCACCAACAUCUCUCUCUACUUUCCUGGUCAUGUUUCAUUGGAGUUACCAAACGGAUUGAGUGACUACAAUUUGUCUCAGUUUGAUUUUAUUUUGGAAUAGACUUUGGAAAACUUUGAUGUAAUCAUUGGCUAUUUUCCUUAUUAAUAAAGUAUCGCAUUAUUAAUAACUUUAUUAUUUUUCAGUAUGUUUUCUGGAGAAUUGGAAUGCCUUCUUGAUAGUGGCACCACACAUACUAUAUUGCGACAUAAGCAAUUAUUUUUAUGGAUGACGCCUAGUAGAUCUUCAGUAACUACGAUGGCAGGACCAUCACAAUUGAUUCAUGGUGGAGGACCAGCUCAAUUUUUGUUGCCGAAUGGCACAAAUAUUAAUAUCGCCGAAGCUCUAUAUGCUCCUAGGGCUGGAAGAACCCUAUUGAGUUUUAAAGAUAUAAGAGCCAAUGAUUUUCAUGUGGAAACACAUUGUGAGAAUGGACAAGAGUUCCUUUGCAUCACCUCUAAUAACUACGGAAGUACACGAGUAUUAGAGAAACUUAUGUGUCGCUCUAGUGGAUUGUAUGCAACCACUAUUAGAGUCAUUGAAUCCAACCAUGUCAUGAAUGAAAAUUUAUGGGAUUCUAAAACAUACAGACUUUGGCACGACCGUUUGGGACAUCCAGGUCGUGAUAUGAUGCUCCGUAUAUUAAAAACUUUACACGGACAUCCAUUCUUCAAAACGAAAAGAAGUACGAACCAAAGAUUGGUCCAAAGAGUUACUUCUUGCGGACCAUUUAGAUAUUUUAUGGUGUUGGUUGAUGCAUCGACACGUUGGUCACAUGUCAUGCUCUUAUCCACAAGAAAUGCUGCAUUUGCUAAACUCCUAGCACAAAUCAUUAAAUUAAGGGCUCACCACCCUGAUCAUCCUAUUAAGACAAUGCUAGCGCUGGAGAGUUUACAUCAAAAACUUUUGAUGAUUAUUGCAUGUCCAUUGGGAUCGAGGUUGAACACCCUAUCCCUCAUGUACACACCCAAAAUGGUCUCGCAGAAGCUGCCAUUAAAAGACUUCAAAUGGUUGCUAGAGCAUUGGUUAUGCGCACCAAUCUCCCUAUUUCUGCUUGGGGCUAUGCAAUAUUGCACGCAGCUGUGCUUAUUCGUCUGAGGCCCACUGCCAGCCAACCAUUUUCUCACUACUAGAAAUAUGUUCAUUUACAUCACAUCAUUUAAAUCGGUCAUACUUGCCCACGAUGUAAAAAAGAAAUCUAACAUCGUUUUACGAAAAUACCGAUUUAAAUGUAUGUCAUUAACAUCAGUUCUUAAAAUGACCGGUGUUAAAAAUUUAGUUCGAAAAUUUGCGGGGACCUAUUUUUGCAAAAAGCGCCAAGUGUUUUAAUGAAUUCAAAGGCGUGGGGACGAAAACUUAAAAUUUUCACACUUAGAAAAAAAAAAAGCACCUGGCCCGACCCCAAAACCAAAACACAAACCCUAGGCGGCCAUACUCGAGCUCCUCCCAAAACUCGACUCUGAAUUAACCUCCAUUCUGGACCCAUACUCGAGCUCCUCCCAAAACUCGACUCAGUCGAACUCGCGGCCAUUAUUACCCUCGUCGAUCGCCUCCUUCAUCCAGUCCUUCAUCUUACGCGCCUCCCACUACGACGACGUCCGCUGCUGCCCUUCGUCAACUGUCGCUGCUGCCCUCCCCCUGCCAAACCAAGAAUGUCGACGCCGACCAAGACGCCCUCACCACGCUCAAGCUCAUCUGCAACCUUCGCGGCGUUAUCCUAAUUAACUCUCUGCUCCGCCGCGU